Messenger RNA from Clarias gariepinus (North African catfish), 2292 nucleotides. It is a transcript of the gene surf6, whose product is annotated as surfeit 6. NCBI's taxonomy places the organism in Eukaryota, Metazoa, Chordata, Actinopteri, Siluriformes, Clariidae. Gene Ontology annotation, biological process: ribosomal small subunit biogenesis; ribosomal large subunit biogenesis. The coding region runs from base 211 to 1314 and encodes 367 amino acids. Gene Ontology annotation, cellular component: nucleolus. Gene Ontology annotation, molecular function: DNA binding; RNA binding. The transcript is spliced from 5 exons. The record is from RefSeq and is a predicted model, not a curated record.
UCGUUUGCGCAUGCGCGCUAGUAACACACGUGUUUGAGUUUAAAGUAUCUGUAGAGGAAUACUGUUUCUCGUUUCUUAAACAUUUUAACGAUUUAAAUGUUUGAUCUAAAAAAAGAUCAGAAACCCAUAUCAACCCAGCGUUGAUAUAGAAGAGCUUUUAUGAUUACUGGAGGAUCAUUUUAAAACUCCCAAGCAGUUUCAUUUGCAAAGAUGUCCAGCCUCGCUGCCAAAUAUGAAUAUCUGGAGAAGUUUACCAGCAAAAGCUGGAAUUCUGAGGAACGGAAGCCCAAGAAAAGGGGCCAGGUUCCCUUUCGAGGCAAAGGUGACAGUCAAGAUGGUCCACCUAAGAAGAAGCAAAAGAAAAACCAGGAAAACAAAAAAGGACGUAACACGAACACAAACAACAGAAAGUCAACCCCAAAGAGUAAGCCAGCACAGAAACAAAGCGGUACAGCUGUACAGAAUACUGUUAAGGGCAAAGUUCAGCAUGGGAAGCAGCUAAAGACCGAACAGGAUGCUAAAGGUACAAAGUCAACGGAGUUUAAUGCAGUGGAUAUUUUAAAGAAAAGACUUCAUGAGAAGAUUGAGGCGUCUCGGGGACAGGGAACUCCAAAAGAUCCCUCCUCAGAAGAAGUUCAGAAACGACGAGCAAAACGAAAACAAGAGCGGGAGCGCAAGAAGAGGAAAAGGAAGGAAUUCCGCAUGAAGAAGUUAGCGGAAAGUGGUUCCCUAGAGGUCAAAGUGGAAAGCAGUGCAGAACCGGCACCCGCGCCUCAGGGCAGUUCUACAACAAUUGUACCAGCCAAAAAGGACACAAGCACCAUCGUUUUCAACAAGGUAGAAGUAGGGGAGGAGUAUGUGGACAAAGGAACCAAGUUAAAGGAGAAGAAGAUAAGGAAGGCAAAAGGGACUCUCACUCCUCUUACAGGCAGGAACUACAAACAACUUUUGUCCAGAGUGCAGGCUAGGAAUGCCCGUCUUGAGGACCUGAGAGAGAAGGAUGAAAAGAAAGCCAAGAAGGAAGAAGAGAAAAUGCGGUGGACUAAUGUCCUGUACAAGGCCGAGGGCAUGAAGAUUAAAGACAACGAAGACCUCCUGCGUGCUUCCUUGAAAAGGAAGGAGAAAAUGAAGAAACAGAGGGUGAAGAAAUGGUCUGAGAGGAGUCAGAAUGUGCUGGAGAAGAUGCAGCAGAGGCAAGAUAAAAGACGCAGAAACAUACAGAAAUCCAAGCAGAACAAGAUGGAGAAGCGUAAACAGAGAGUCAGGAAGAAGGGCAGGGUGCUGCCUGAGGAUCUGAAGAAGGCUGCUGUGUAGAGAGAGGAAAUGUGAUAGCAUGGGGGAAAUGGGUUUAGGGGAAAUUUACAAAAAUGAUAACUGUCAAACUUUGAUUCAAUGUAAAUAUAUCCCAACUUAAUAAAGCCAAAUUUCUUUUAUUCAUAAUAGUGAUGUCACCGAUUAACAUGAUCAAUAUCUGUCUUAGGGCUGUUCAUGAGAAAGGGUUGGUCUGUCAGUGUCUGAUGUUCAAUAAAUACAAUUUUGGUGUUUAUUUUUAACUUUAUUUGAUAUGUGUUUUGAUAUGUAGAAUGUAUUUUACUAAAAAGGAUUUUCUUUACAACAGGCAGAAGACUUGGCUUAAAAUGUAUGUAGUGGAUCCACCUUCACUGUGUAUAUAGUAGUUGAUAUCCUCUGUAUUGUAAUCGCUGUCUUCAUUAAAUAUAAAGUAUAAUAGCAGAUCCAUAAAAUUGCUCUGUAAUAAAGGGGCAUAGUAGGAUGUCAGAAAAGUACUGUACUUAAGUAUGUUGUACAUGAUUGACUAAUAGGCAGUGAUAAGAAUAUUAAAAUAAAUGAUUUACAGAAUGGCACAAAAAAAGUGGACGGAGCAAAUGCUCAAGUACUUGGCCACUGACGUCACAGCAUUUGUGUAUAGGCUGCAUAGGCAGAUACAUUUCUUAAUGCAUCAGAACUAACGCUAUUACAGGAAUAAAUGAUUUCCUUGUUUCAUAGUAAUAGUUCUAUGUGGAGCUUAUUCAGAUGAAAAAAAAAGUUUGCACUUCCAUUGUUAAUUUCUAAACCAUGUUGGGGGGAGGACACUGAACAAUAUUACAUUUCAUGUCCUGAAAAAUACUUUUGGGCCAGUCUGUAUUACAAAAAAAAGAACAAACUUAUGGGCAUACAGUGGUAGCUCAGAGUGUUAAGGCACUUAACCCUACAUGCUCCACGGGCGGAGUAUCAUGGCUGACCUGAGCACUGACCCCAGCUAUACUGGGAUAUGUGAAGAAAGAAUUUCUCUGU